AUGGCAUCCACUCCCUCAAACCGGAUUAAGCUUACACCGUCCGCCUCCCCGUUUCUCACCCGCCCCUCCCGCUCUCCGAUCCGGCCUCGAGCCCUCUACGACUCGAGCCUCUCCCUUCAGCGUGUGGUAGGGACCACCUGCGCCUCGCCCACCGGAUUCGACACCGUCCAGUCGUCCUUUGCCUACAUUGCUGGCGGUGCCGUCGUGGUUGUCGAUGUCUCUGGAGAGCACUAUGCCCAACGUUUCUACCGCGCCCGUCCGAGUGCCGUGCCCCUACUCGCCGUCAGCCCCGCUACCAAUGCCUCGUCAUCGACGCCCAUCGCCACUCCCAAGGCCAACGACAGCCGGAACCGAACGGCUGCUUCCCCGCGAGAGUCGCUGUACGCCCCCUCGUCCGAGUGGCCGGCCGAGUCGCCCUCCUCCAAGACAUGGACUAGCCGUGAGCGCAUCAAGGCCGCCACCUGUCUGGCCCUGAGUCGGGAUGGCCGAUAUCUUGCCGUCGGCGAAACUGGGUACGCCCCGCGCGUAUUGCUUUUCAACCUCCAGGACGCUUCCUCCGACGUGCCUCUAGUAUCCAUAAGUGAGCAUACUUUUGGCGUUAGGGCCGUCGCGUGGUCGCCCGAUACCCGGUACCUGGCCUCGCUCGGUGCGGCCAACGACGGGUUCUUGUAUCUGUGGAAGGUUGACCCUCGCACGGGCGCCGUGAAGUUGUUCCAGCAGAACAAGUGCACCUCGUCAGUCCGGGGGAUGGUAUGGAUGGGGACGAGCGUCAUCACAUUUGGUGUGCGCCAUGCGAAGGUGUGGAGGGUGUUUGAUGACGAGCCGGAACCUUCGCCGGGGACUGCUGCUGGUGGCACUGCAGCGAAAUCGAAAACUACCGAUGCCACAGCACCUGCCCCUACUAUUCAGACGCAAAAGCCGCUACCCGGGAGAAACAUCCUGCUGGGGUCCAUGUUGGAUGCUACGUUCUCCUGUACGCUUCCGUUAUCGGACGAGAAGGCAGUGAUCUGCUCUGAGACGGGAUGCGUCUGCUUGGUGGAUGACACCAACAAGCAGAUAAAAUUGACCAAGGUGCUUGAGGUUGACUUCAGCAUUACCUGCGUGUCCCGCCGUGGCGAGGCUGUGUAUGUUGGAGGCAAGGAAGGGCAGUUUGCUACCAUCGGCCUGAACGAUAUCUUGAACAGCAACCCCGACCCGACCGUGCAUGGUUCGACCAGGACUUCGGGUCUAAUCGCCAUGGGGUUCCUCGCUGAGAAUUUUGUGACCAUUGACAGCCGGCGUUCCAUCGACAUAUGGAGCGCUGACAACGUGUCUAACAAACUGGGCGAUGUCGAAGACCAAUCGCACAUCGCCCUUCCCGGACUCGGUGACCCAAUCGUGGGAAUUCAACGCCUUUGCGCGCCCAACGGGAUGGGCACCGGAUUCUUCACAUGGUCUGGAGCCGGGCGGGUGACGACCUGGAACUUGGACGGCAUGGUCCAGUCGGUCAUUGACAUACCCCUGGAACAGCCCCCAGACGCGGGUACCGAGUCCAACCCGACCAAUCAAGUCGUUGUGGCGAAAGCUACCGACGACGGGAGCCUCUUUGUGGCCGGCGACAAGCUGGGCGUGCUCCGGGUUGUCGAGGCUUCCUCGGGGGAGUGUCUGCUAGAGACCAAGGCCCACUCCUCCAACUGCCAGGAUAUCAGUGUGUACGAGGGCAAGACCCGGUUUCUCGUGGCCUCGUGCGGCCGGGAUCGUACGGUGCAGCUCUUCCACCGUUCCUCCGCGGGCGCGUUUGAGCAUUUCCAAACGCUUGAGUUCAGUGCCAAGGUGGUGCAGGUACUCAUCCCGACCGAGGACAAGCUCUUGACCUGUUCACUGGACCGGACGCUGCAGGUCCAUGAGCUGGUGAGCCGAGAAGGGGACCCCGACGUGAUGGCGGCGAUUCCAUUCAAAGUCAUCUCCUUGAAGGCGUCCCCGUCGUCGAUGGUGGUCACGGCAGAGGAGAAGGCGAUUUUUGUGUCGCUUCUAGACCGCUCCGUCUGCCAGUUUGACUUCCCCAGCGGGCGUAUGCUUAGCUCGUUCAAAUGCAAUGACGAGGCUGGGCAGGAUGCCGUCGUACUCGAGUCUCUCACGCAUGGCCAGGUCGGGCCUGAUUUGCCGUUUUUGCUGGGUAUCUCCAACACGGACAAGUCGGUUCGGGUCUACGACGCGCAGGCGGGCUGCUUUGUGGACCGCGAAUGGGGCCAUACCGAGGCCAUCAACGGCGUGGUCCUCGUCGAUAACGAGGAGACAGGUCGCAGGAUUGUGAGCGUGGGAGAGGACGGCACCAUCAUGAUCUGGACCCUCGAGGUCCAAGAACCGGCCAACGAUUCGCGGUCCCGGGAUCCGUCUCCAGAGAAACUGCCACAGCCGACGUCUGCUCGGCCACCACUACGUCGGGUCCUGUCGAAAGCAGAGCUCGCCGAGUUUCAACGCCCGUCGUCCUCGGCUGGGCUGACUCCUAACGGCUCAAGCGGCCGUCACGUCAAUCGCCGCCCAUCGAAAUUUCAACUUCCUUUCUCCUCACUUCGCACGCCGAACAGCAGCAAUGGCAUCAUCAACACCCCCGAAAAACCCUCCACCUCUCCGAUUAGCGCCACCAGCACCAUCGUUAUCGACGACACGCAUGCCCAAACACCAUCCCGCCGUCCGUCGUCCGGAGGCGGCUCUCGAUGUUCCGACGACAGCCCACCACCGGCUAGCCCCAAGACACGCAACAAAAUGUCCCGCCGCCCAUCGCUUCCCGCGCUAGGUGCUACCCCGUCGUCACUAGUCAAGUCCCGAAAGAACUCCAGCAACCACCGCAGCAGUACGAACGGGACUACGAAUGGCAGCGGAAGCAAUAACGGCAGUAAUGGGGGAAGUGGUGGAUAUGGCUUUGGGACAUUGAGCAUGGCGACGGAGCAGACGUGCCGGCAGCUGAGGGCGUACCGCAAGAAACUAGCUUCGGCAGACACGAUUCAUGCGGAUGUGCUGGCGCAACUGGAUGCGGAGUUAAGAUUGACGGCGGCCGCACUGGGUGAAAGGGCGAUUCGCAGCCGAAUGGCUAGUGGGCAUGGGGCUGGUUUGGGGGGUGGGAAUGGGAGUGGGAGGAGAGAAAGAGACAGGGACAGGGAUAAUAGGUCAAGGCAUGGAAGUAAUAGCGGGGCAAGUGGUGCCAAUGGCGGUACCAAUGCCAGCAACAACAGCAAUGGAGUCGGGCCCGAGGUCAGCGAAACGCUCCUCAGCGGGCUGUUAGAUCAGUACAGCGAGCGGCUGGUCAGCAUGCUAGACGAAAAGCUGAGGAUGAGGCUGAGGGAUGAGGAACGGGAUCGAGAUCGAGAUCGAGAGCGAGACCGCUACCGAGAUCCAGAUCGACCAACCACGGCGGGACAAGACUCGUGUGCCGAGUCGGGAUUCGAAGAUGGAGACGGGGAGAGUUGUAUCAGCGAUGGGACGGUUUGUGAGGAGCCGGAGGAGGUCUGA
Dichotomopilus funicola is the source of this 3489-nucleotide messenger RNA. Its product is annotated as quinon protein alcohol dehydrogenase-like superfamily. The record is from RefSeq and is a predicted model, not a curated record. Gene Ontology annotation, molecular function: protein binding. Bases 1 to 3489 code for a protein of 1162 amino acids. The transcript has 2 exons. Lineage: Eukaryota; Fungi; Ascomycota; Sordariomycetes; Sordariales; Chaetomiaceae.